AUGCUUGACUCCAUUAUCAACACGACCCUUCUGGACGAUGUCAUGAAGGAGGACCCUACAACAAAUUCCUUUCAGGAUUUCAUUGCAACAUUGAGCGGACACGAAGAUUCGCUCUUGGUCAUGUCUGGAACAAUGGGCAACCGGGUUGCUCUCCGAACAGCCCUCCUGGCACCGCCGUACAGUGUCCUUUUGGUUCCUUCCAAUGGCCACCAUCUCACCCUCAAGGAUGUCGAAAAGCACGCCAAUCUUCGGGAUGAUGUUUAUGACUAUCCAACGCGAAUAAUAAGUCUAGAAAAUACACUGUCAGGAACCAUCAUGCCCAUGGAAGAUACUCGUGAAAUCUCAAGUUGGGCACGUAGUCAAACCCCUCCAAUUCACAUGCAACUAGACGGCGCUCGUCUGUGGGAGGCUGUAAAUGCUGGAGCAGGUACCCUAAAGGAGUACACUUCAUGCUUUGAUAGUGUGUCUCUUUGCUUCACCAAGGGUCUUGGUGCGCCAAUUGGAUCAAUUGUCAUUGGGAACUUAGCUUUUAUUAAGCGGGCCCGGUGGAUGCGAAAGAUCCUGGGUGGAGGAAUCCGUGCAUCAGGCAUUCUGUGCGCUCCAGCGAGAGUUGCUGUUGAACAAGUAUUCCUUGGUGGGCGCCUUCGACAAAGUCAAGAUACUCCACAGCAAUUUUCCAAGCUUUGGCUAAGUUUGGGUAGAAAGCUUCAACAUCCGACAGAGACCAAUAUGGUUUGGCUGGACCUGGAACCAACAGGCAUCGAUGAAGAGCGUUUUGCGGAUCUUGCUGAGAAUGCAGGAGUGAAGACCACGCGUGGUCACUUGCAAGGACGAGUCGUAUUUCAUUAUCAAAUCUGUGACCGUGCCUUGGAUGCCUUGGUAAAUCUUUUUGUGGAGCUUCUCAAGAGUAAGAGGUCGGUGUUUUGGGAAUAA
Molecule: messenger RNA, 933 nt
Organism: Penicillium malachiteum
Lineage: Eukaryota; Fungi; Ascomycota; Eurotiomycetes; Eurotiales; Aspergillaceae
Exons: 2
Coding region: 1-933 (310 amino acids)
Biological process (GO): glycine biosynthetic process; L-threonine catabolic process
Cellular component (GO): cytosol
Molecular function (GO): L-allo-threonine aldolase activity
Source: RefSeq, a predicted model, not a curated record